UAAAACACAUCUUUGUCCUGGUGACCAAUAGGAUAGCUCAACCAGAAUCCGCUCAUUUACAUAACCUCGUCCCCCUCGCAAGAGAGCCGCUGAAAACUCGCGAAUCGCAGCGCGGCGUAAUCCGAACCUUAAUUUGCGUACAGCCUCUAUAAGUACCGAGUCGCUUCCGGUAACCUCGGUGCCGCUGCUGUGUGUGUGUUCGUGGUGGUCUCUGCAGCUCGUGCUUGCCGUUAUGCCUGAGCCGGCAAAAUCCGCCCCGGCGUCCAAGAAGGGCUCGAAGAAAGCUGUCACCAAAGCCCAGAAGAAGGACGGCAGGAAGCGCAAGCGCAGCCGCAAGGAGAGCUAUUCCAUCUAUGUGUACAAGGUACUGAAGCAAGUGCACCCGGACACCGGCAUCUCGUCCAAGGCCAUGGGCAUCAUGAACUCGUUCGUCAACGACAUCUUCGAGCGCAUCGCGGGCGAAGCGUCGCGCCUGGCGCAUUACAACAAGCGCUCGACCAUCACCUCCCGGGAGAUCCAGACGGCCGUGCGCCUGCUGCUGCCCGGCGAGCUGGCCAAGCACGCCGUGUCCGAGGGCACCAAGGCGGUCACCAAGUACACCAGCUCCAAGUGAGUGCCUGCCGGGAUGCGGCACGCGCACGAGUUGCCGGGCCGCUUGACUUUCCAAAGGCUCUUUUCAGAGCCACCCACCUUCUCAGUGGAAGAAGCUGUCAUGUUGUUUUACACGGGUUUUUUGUGGUCCUUCUUUGCUUUUUGGUUUCCUCACCUAGUGAACGUUAAUAGCAUUCACAGUCGUUAAGUACGAACACAGCCAUUACUUCCAGAUAAGUGACGGAGUAUUCUUACCUAGUUUGGGAGAAGCUGAUGGGGUAUAGAUAGAUGUGCUGAGUUUUGUCAGAACUUUUGAAACUGGCUGUUUCAAUGAUGUUUUUUAUGAACUUAGGUAUGCAAGGUGAAGUUGGAAUAUCAAAGGUGCGACCAUCUGGUGUUCCCAUCCCAAGUGGUAAAACAGUGGUUGUAAUUAAUUUUUUGUACUGUGUGCUCGGUGUUUAUAAAAAAGGAAUAACUCAACUUUCAAUUGGUAGUAACAACUUCCUUGCAUUUGUGUAUCUUGCAUUCACAAGCACCUGAGUACCCAGUUGAUGUGUAGAUUCCCCAAUAGGGAAAUUGGAGCUUGGUCUUGAUACCUAGGAAUUAACCAUUCUUCUGGUAGGUUCUGUCUGCCUCAUCUUAGAUCAAAUCACAUAAAACUUGCCUAAUACUCGGUGAUAGUGUUCUCCCCAGAGAAUUACCUCUUAGAAAAGCUUGCCCAAUUUAAAAGACAUGUCCAUACAAUGGAAAUAAGAUAUGCAUAAUUUCCAAAGCAGGAAAAUAUUUGAAAUGUUCGAGGAGCAAAAAGCCCCAAUAUAGCUGGGAAUGCAGAGGAGACUGGCUUCAGAGGUUAGUGUCAGUGCUUUGGGAACCCUUGGAUUGCUUUCUGUAGGGACAUGAAUAACAGGACCUCAUUAACCUUAAAGUAGAUCCCUCUGGUUGCUACGGUGAAUCAAAGAUCCUAGACUGUCCAUAGUAGAAGCAAGGGAACCAAUUAGGAGGGCUAUUACAGUGUUGCAGGCUAGAGCAGUGACUCAAUUAAAGUCUCUUUUCCAGACCAGCAGUAUUAGAAUUACCUGAGAAUUUAUUAAAGGUGGAAUCUUCAGACCCUAAUAAUUUGUGUUAACGAGCCCUCUGGGUGAUUCUGAUGCAUGCUAAAGUGUGAGAACCACUGGGUAGUCUAGACAUGCCGGAUUGGAGAACAGUAAUAAUAAUGGAGAUGGUGAGAAAUGUUGCGAUUAGGAUUAUAUUUUGGAGGUAGUACUGUGGAUAGGAGCAAAACCCCUAGGUUUUUAGCCUGAGCAACUGCGUAAACAGUGGUGCUGUUGAUUAGGAUUGAAUACUGGGAGGAGGGAUAGGUUGGGGCAUUGAAGGGAGAUCCAGAAUUCUGAUUUAAGAUUGAGAACCUUCAAUAUAUGGAGUUGACAUUCAACAUUCAACUCGAUAAAUGGAGUUGGCAGUGUGAGAGAUGCAUCUAGGGCUCAGCAAAGAUAACAUGAACCUGCUUUUUAAAAAAGUGCACAACCUAAAAAUUGAGAAGUAUGUUUUAUUCGGUGGACUUAGCUGAGGACUUAAGCCUGGGAUACAGCCUCUCAGAUCCAAGGGACUGUUCCAAAGAGGUAAGGGAGGAGCCAGGAUAUAGAGGAGUUUUUGAUGAAAAAAAUAACCAAACAUGUAGUCGAACAUCAAAAGAUUACUGGUAAUCACAAAAACAGACAUCUCAAGUUAAUGAUUUUAGUGCUUUCCUAGGUAUGGGAAGAUACAAGAGUUUGGCCUUAUUGAAACCAUUUCUUUGAUAUGCACCUUAACUAUGUAGGGCCAUUAUCUUGUUUUUCUCCAUCCUGAAUCUCCUCAGGGUGCACCGUCAGGGGCCGCUGCAGUGGCUGAGGGCUUUUUGGCCACAACAUCUUUUGCUUACUGAAAUGGCAGGAGACAUUCUUUGUCCACACUGUAA
Molecule: messenger RNA, 2545 nt
Organism: Globicephala melas (long-finned pilot whale)
Lineage: Eukaryota; Metazoa; Chordata; Mammalia; Artiodactyla; Delphinidae
Product: histone H2B type 2-E-like
Cellular component (GO): nucleosome
Molecular function (GO): structural constituent of chromatin; protein heterodimerization activity; DNA binding
Source: RefSeq, a predicted model, not a curated record